Molecule: messenger RNA, 725 nt
Organism: Electrophorus electricus (electric eel)
Lineage: Eukaryota; Metazoa; Chordata; Actinopteri; Gymnotiformes; Gymnotidae
Product: galectin-2-like
Molecular function (GO): carbohydrate binding
Source: RefSeq, a predicted model, not a curated record
GUACUAUUUAAAGGAAUGAUUGUUGUGGAUGUGUUGAAGAGAUUCUGCUCAUUUACACUGACCUGCCAACAGAUGAUCAAGAGAUGGAGGCUGAACUCAAAAAUGUUCUGCUCAAGACUGGAGAUCAGCUGAAAGUCCAAGGGAAAAUUCAUGUUGAUGCUAAAAGAUUCCAAAUUGAUCUUGGAUCCAGUUCCAGUGAACUGGCCCUUCACUUCAACCCUCGUUUUCAUGACGGUGAUAUCAAUGCUCCGCUACUGGUUUGUAACUCGCUGUGUGAUGGUAUCUGGGACCAGGAGCAACGAGACAGCCUCAGUGCUUUCCAGCCAGGCUCCAAGUUUAAGGUUCUUGUGAAGCAUACAGGAAAACAGUUUGAGGUGAAGCUCCCUGAUGGACAGAUGGUGGAGUUUCCCAACCGACAGGAGGUGGAGGUCAUCAGUUAUAUUCGUGUGAAGGGUGACAUCAGUCUCACCUCUUUCAAGAUAUACUAAGAAUAAUAUUUUAAGGCUUUGCAAUAGCCAAACCAAAAAUCUGGUAAUAGUUGUCACAAAUUGAAAACUCUCUCAAGCUAGGCAGCCCCUCUGCUGGGCAAAGUAUGUAAUAACUGUUGUGUUCCUGGAUGGUUAUGGAAAGUGUUGGCAACAAACUAUUCCAUUUGAAUAUAGAAUAAAUGUUACCUGAAAGUAUUACCUAAAAGUGUAGUGUAAUUUACCUACAAGUAUGUUAAA